AUGUUCCUGAGCUGCUGCCUCCUGCUCACCAUCAUCCUGGGGCUCUCCCGCUGCUCGGCCUCCUACGUGCCCUGCGAGCCGUGCGAUGACAAGGCGCUGUCCAUGUGCCCGCCGGUGCCCGUCGGCUGCCAGCUGGUGAAGGAGCCGGGCUGCGGCUGCUGCCUGACCUGCGCGCUGGCCGAGGGGCAGGCGUGCGGCGUCUACACGGGCACCUGCACCAAGGGGCUGCGCUGCCUGCCGCGCAGCGGCGAGGAGAAGCCGCUGCACGCCCUGCUGCACGGCCGCGGCGUCUGCACCAACGAGAAGGGCUACAAGUCCGCCGCCGCUGCCGCCGGAGCCGCGACCGGAGAUCGGGAGACGCGGGUGGACGUGGACAUGACUCCGGACGUCACGGGCGUGGUGCCGCCAGCCAAGGUGCCGCUGCAUCCCAAAGACAUUGUGAACAGUAAAAAGGUGAUCGCAGUGCGCAAAGAGCAGAAGAGGAAGCUUGGCAAGCAGCGCUCCUUCAGCUCCGGCGUGGAUUAUUCCCCCAUGGACAUCGACAAGCACGAGCCUGAAUUUGGUCCCUGUCGGAGGAAACUGGAUGGGAUCAUCCAGAAAAUGAAGGACACUUCUCGGGUCAUGGCGCUGUCUCUGUACCUUCCCAACUGUGACAGGAAAGGGUUCUUCAAGCGCAAACAGUGCAAGCCGUCUCGCGGCCGCAAGCGGGGCAUCUGCUGGUGCGUGGACAAAUACGGCGUCAUGCUGCCAGGGACGGACUACAGCGGGGGGGACAUUCAGUGCAAAGACCUGGAGAGCAGCAUCAACGAGUGAAGCCCCCGGCCCCUUUCCCCCGCCCCCAUAACCGUCACAUGACCCAGCAUCUUCUGAGUCACACCUGUAUGCUCCGCCCUCUGCUCACACCAACAACCUGCUUCUACCAGAGAGACACAAAGAAAAAGCACUAUUCUCUGAUUAAGGAGACCACUUCGGAUCCCCCACCUCUUCAUUUGACUGUAAAAAAUUCACAAGAAGAAGAAGAAGGAGGAGAAAACUGACCCAGCUGCGUGUCGUGGGACUGAGAAUUGGCUGAGAAAUGAUUGUUUUCUGGUUUUCCUGGGGGUUUUCAGGGCACUUAUAGAAAGGGGAUCCUGUUUAGAAACCUGUGUGACGCGUUGGUGUGUCACAGUGAGCCUAUUUCAGAAACAAACCAGCAGCAGAACGUUGCAUUUCCUCCUCUCCUGUUCGAUCGUCGCCACCCCGACGGCCCUUCCUCUCCAACGCAGCGAACGUCUUGGGGACUCGGAGCGUUCAGACGGUCGCAGACGAACGUGAGCGGCUCUUCGACCACGUAGCCAGCCUGACAUGCCAACUGUGCCUAUGAAGCUGCCGGGCGGCGCCGCGCAGCUCCGCUGGUCAAAUCAAAGACUCCCAGCUUCAGCGACGGGAAGCACGUUUGAUUUUUCCGAGUUGGGAUUGUGUUUUUCGGGGGCGGGGGAACGACCUGCCGAUCGGGCCGUUUCCUCUCUAACUGACUCUUUUUUUGUGGUUUUAUUUGUGAUUUCUUUGCCUUCAGUGAAGUAAAAGAUCGCCCUACGUUUUGAGCCACGUUUCCCCGUCAGUACAACAUAUUCAUGGUGUAUUACUUUUAAAUAUUCUUUGAGGGUUUUUCCUGUAGAGAAAAGCCAGAUCGUGUAAAGAAAACAAAGACUUUUUGCCUGUAAAGAAUUGGAAAGUGUCCUGUUUCAGCAGCUCACGGGGCAGUGGGAGCUUUCUGCCUUUUCCUCAGCGGAGCGCCGUGAGAACACGACAUGAGCAGCAGGUCUCCGGACCCGGUUUCUCCUCUCUGUGCCUUCCUACAAACAGACUCAAGCACUAGUGUGAAAGCGACACCAGGGGGCGCUAUUCAGGACGAGGUUCGAGCCGAACAGAGAAGAACGAUGAAUGUGGUCGGUCCCUUAAAUUCAGUCCAGCUCCGUUUGUCCGCGUCGUUUCAGAACCUCCUGCUCUUCCUUUGACGACUUAAUAAGCUAAGAUUCUCACUUUUUCUGUUUUUAUGUGAAUGCCAACGACUGACGUUAGACGGGAAGCCGAGGAAUGUCAGGAAGCUGUUUGUCCUGCGAAUGCGAGAGGGAAUGGGUGCAUCCAGGGCUGCUGUGCAAAAAUCCCCAGUCAUCCCUCGUUCCUUUAACUUCUGCUUUUAAACAAACUCUUUUAAUCUUUAAACUGGUUUUAUUGAACGGUUCUCCACUUCCUGAAGGGUUUUCAUUGUGUGACUUUAGUUGCUUGAUGUCUUCUAAUCAUUCAGGUGCGACAGCAAACAGUUUGACAUGCAGAAAAUAGUUGAUGUACAGAUUUCUUAGCCAGAGUUGUUCCCUCUAAUAUUGAAAAAACAAACAGUUUAUUAGCUUCUGCCGAUUGCAUACAAGUUUAUUUUUCAUUUUAAUUCUGGGGAGAUUUGACACUUUUUUUCCCUUUUGGGACUCAAAAGAUUCAUCUUCAAUUCAAGUUGCAUCUUUCAGAGUUGGGCGCUAACCAAGGAGCUAGUUCUGCUAGCACAGAAGCGCUUCACCAACAUGCUAGUUAGCAGAGGCUAAUGUUGCAGUGCUACCUUCAAUUCAAAUUGCAUCGGCUCUUGGAAGACUUCAAUCUUUUGGCACCAAUUUAAUUUUAAAAUGUUGCCAUAAGAUUGUGAAACAGCUGUUGUUAAAAAAGAAAGAAAACUGAAGUGCUGCGUAACAGUCUUUAUUCACUUCAAAAUAAAAGCCUGAAUACUUGAAGAAUAUGAUAAUCAAUCGGCUAGCAAAGUGUUAAAAAACGAGGAGUGGUUUAAAACUUUUGCACAGCACAAUAUCAGUCGAAUCACGUUAAGCAACUUAUUUCACAACUCAGUAGAUCCUGAUGCACGACGACGAUCCUGAGGUCGGCAGAGACUAAAGCCUGGAAAACUUUCCUUUCUGAAGCCGCGUUUCGAGCUAAAGUGACAGGGGCCGCUCAGGGGCCCAGAGUGACAGGAGCCGCUCAGGGGCCCAGAGUGACAGGGGCCGCUCAGGGGCCCAGAGUGACAGGGGCCGCUAAGGGGCCCAGAGUGACAGGGGCCGCUCAGGGGCCCAGAGUGACAGGGGCCGCUCAGGGGCCCAGGGUGACAGGGGCCGCUCAGGGGCCCAAAGUGACAGGGGCUGCUCAGGGGCCACUGAGAGGCCCAAAGUGACAGGGGUCACUCAGGGGCCCAAAGUGACAGGUGUCACUCAGGGGCCCAAAGUGACAGGGGCCCAAGCCUGGAUUCAGACGGUAGCAGCGACUCUUUGGGUUUGGAGACGCUGCGCCGAGACAGAGAGGAUGGGGGGGGGGAAGAGCGAGGGAGCGCCGUGGGAGCGAUAGCUACCAGGUGGCUAUCGCCUGGUAGCUAUCGCCUGGUAGCUCCCACGGCGGAAGCCACGGCCCCUGAUGAGGGCGUCACCGAUUCACCGCUUAGAUCCAGUUAGAGACAGAAACAGGGAGUUCUGGGAAACGUCCCGCCUCCAGUCGGUUUGAACUCGUACUUCAUUAUUCAGUAGGACAGUCAGCAGCUCAGCCUGUUGGUUCAGAUUCACAACAGAGUUUUGGUUGUAAAGACAAUCGGGUUUCGUAAUUUGGUGUUCAGAGACAGACGCAUCGGUGGCAGCGGGAAAUAUUGGUCAGUAUUUGGAGCGACAGAUUAAAAAAAACAAAAAAAACUGAAAAAAAUCUCAAAUUAUAAAAGUGAAUAUCACUGUGUAAUAUUUAUUCAACUUGUAAUUUAUGUACUCUUUUAACCUUUGUCUUUUUUGUAAUGACAAAGCAUUUAUUUAAAUAAAGUUAUGUAUUCAUUUAA
Messenger RNA from Poecilia reticulata (guppy), 3832 nucleotides. RefSeq names its product insulin-like growth factor binding protein 5b (gene igfbp5b). Gene Ontology annotation, biological process: regulation of insulin-like growth factor receptor signaling pathway. Gene Ontology annotation, molecular function: insulin-like growth factor I binding; insulin-like growth factor II binding; fibronectin binding. Lineage: Eukaryota; Metazoa; Chordata; Actinopteri; Cyprinodontiformes; Poeciliidae. Gene Ontology annotation, cellular component: extracellular region. The record is from RefSeq and is a predicted model, not a curated record.